Molecule: messenger RNA, 1035 nt
Organism: Dermatophagoides farinae (American house dust mite)
Lineage: Eukaryota; Metazoa; Arthropoda; Arachnida; Sarcoptiformes; Pyroglyphidae
Product: protein BCCIP homolog
Cellular component (GO): nucleus
Source: RefSeq, a predicted model, not a curated record
AAUUAUUAUUAUUAAUCUAAAAGCUAUAAAUAAAUGUUUUUAAAUUAAAUAAUCGAUCAUAAAAAUCAUGAAUCAAUCAAAUAAAAAUAAACGUAAUUUAGGUCUUGAUCAAAAAUCAGAUGAUAAAAGUGAUGAUCCUGUCAAACGAUCGAAGCAGAAUGAAACAAAUGACAAUGAAAUUGUGGAAGAUUUAUCCGAUCUAGAAAAAUCCGAAAUUGACGAUGAAGAAGAGUAUGACGAAGACGAGGAAGAUGACAAAUUAAGUGAUAAAGAGAUAUCGAUCGAAUUCACUGCUCACGAUCCAAUAGAAAGUGAUUUUCAUGGUAUUCGUUGUCUGUUGCAACAAUUGUGGCUAAAGGAAAAUAUAGACAUUUCUGAACUGACCGAAUUGGUCAUGAAAGAAACCAUUACUACCGUCUUAAAGCAAUCAAUUGACGAAGACGAAUCACAAGAUGAAGAAGAACACAAUGGUGAUGGCGAUGACGAUGACAGCGUAUUUGGUGUUAUAUCGAUCAUACCAUUCAACAGUCAUUUUAAUGAUCGAAAUUGUGUUCAACAACUUAAACAAGUAUUAUUAUCAUAUUUACCAAAAGACAAUGAUAUUUUACGUAAACUAAGCCAUUCGAAUACUAAAUGUGCUUUAAUCAUACACGAACGAUUCGUUAAUCUACCGCCAAAAAUAUCUGUACCUUGCUAUCAGCAAUUAUUAUCCGAAUUGAAACAAUCAUCAACAUCCAACAAAUUUGAAUUUGAUCAUAUUAUCAUGAUCUCGAAACUUUCGAAAUAUCGAAAUGAUAUAAUCUAUACAAAUGCUGAAGAUGAAAUCUUUAGUGAACGAGCUGAUGCUCAAUUUGAAUAUUCAGUGGCCAAGCAAUCGGACACUCAUUCAAUAGAUUGGAAUGAUGAUGACAAAACGUUUGAACCAUUUCGAAAGCUACAUUUAUUAACCAAACAGCGAUGGAUUGAAACUAUAAAUGUUUUGAAAGAUUUUGUUUAAUUUUUUUUAUAAAUAAAAUCAUCAUUCUCAUACAAUAA